Messenger RNA from Schistocerca serialis cubense, 1632 nucleotides. RefSeq names its product coiled-coil domain-containing protein 13-like. Gene Ontology annotation, biological process: non-motile cilium assembly; cytoplasmic microtubule organization. The record is from RefSeq and is a predicted model, not a curated record. The coding region runs from base 1 to 1632 and encodes 543 amino acids. Gene Ontology annotation, cellular component: centriolar satellite. The transcript is spliced from 9 exons. Lineage: Eukaryota; Metazoa; Arthropoda; Insecta; Orthoptera; Acrididae.
AUGUCUGAUCCGAAUGGUGCUGGGGACGGAGCAGGAGAUGCUGCUUCGGUUUUCGACGCCAAAUUGGAAGAAGAACAGUGCCGUGCUGGCAGCAUCGUUCUAUUCAGAAGGGCUCGCACGCAGGUAAAAUUUUCGUCGAGCAGUGAUGAAUCUGAAGCAGCAGAGGUGUUUCCACGAGAGACAUGUAAGAAACUGCGCGCGCAGGUGCGCGCCCUCAGCACCGAGAACUGCCAACUGCGUCGCAGCGUCGAGCAGCUGCGUCAGCACGCCAGCGCGCCGGCCACCGCUGCUCCCACCAGGGGCAGCAAGAGGGCGGAGCCGCCGCGGCUCGCGUCUGAGGUGGCGGCCGCGCAGGUCAGCGAGCUGAGCCGCCGGCUGCGCGACAUGUGCGCAGAGCUCGAGGCCACCAGGAACCGUCAGCGCGCCGCCGAGGACAAGGUGUCGUCGCUGACAGCGGAGGUGGAGCGCUUGCGGUGCGCGCCGGCCCCUCCGACGCCGGCGGCGGCAGCGGAGGGCGAAGGCGCGCCCAGCCCGGAGGAGCAGGUGCGCCAGCUGGCGGAGCGGCUGUCCGCCACCAACGCCAAGCUGUGCGACAGCCGCAGCCAGUGCGCGCAGCUGCGCAGGGAACUGCAGCUGGCGCAGCGCGCUCUCGCCAACGAGGUGGGGGAGGCGGUGGCAGUGUCUCAGCUGGGGUCGUUCCGCGGGCGCGCGCAGCAGAUCCUGCAGCUGCAGCGGCGCGUGGCGGAGCUCCAGGACAGGCUGUCUCAGCAGCAGCAGCAGCCGGGGCAGGCCGCCUCCAGCAGCGGAGACCACGGCGUCAGCCCGGCGCAGAGCCAGCUGCUGCAGCAGAUGGAAAAGGAGCGGCGGGCGGCGCACGAGCAGACGGUGGCGUCGCUGCGCGAGACGCAGCUCCAGCUGGAGGACUCCAGGAGGCGGCUGGAGGGGCAGCGCGCCCGCACCAAGGUGCUGGAGGCGGAGCUGCGCGACCUCAAGCAGAAGAUGACAGUACUGCUGGAGAAAGGCGAACACGACAACCAGCUGGUGGCGGCGCUGACAGCGCAGCUGCGGUCAGCAGAGGAGGCAGCGGAGGACAAGCGGGCACUGCUGACGGUGGAGGCUGAGCGCAUGCGCGAGCGCGGCAGGCAGUUGGAGGACGACCUGGCGGCGCUCAGGGCACAGCUGACCACGCAGACGGCGCAGCUGGCGCAGAGGGACAGGCUGGUCGAGCAGCUGCAGCUGCGCCUGGACCAGCUGGAGCAGCCCAAGGUGGAGGGCAGCGUGUGCGGCAGUCCGCGCAGCGCGCCCUCGGAGUGCGGCUGGGGCAGCUACGCGCCGGCGCUGCAGGCGGCCGAGGCGGAGCGCCGCCGCCUGCUGGAGCUGGUGGCCGUGCUGCACACGCGCAUGGACGAGCGCGACCAGGCCGCCGCGCAGGCCGACGCCCGCUGGCGCCAGGAGCGCGCGCGCGCCGCCCAGCUGCAGACCAAGCUGGAGCUGCUGCAGGAGGAGGUGGCGCUGUUGCGCACCAGGGUGGACGUGCUGCGCAGGGAGAAGGAGGACGACCGCGCCAAAUACCUGUCGCUGCUGCAGCGCUCCUGGGACCAGGUGCCUUUCUUCUUGUCAUCUUCAGUCUGA